Messenger RNA from Schistosoma turkestanicum, 9252 nucleotides. The record is from the annotation of a GenBank genome assembly. Lineage: Eukaryota; Metazoa; Platyhelminthes; Trematoda; Strigeidida; Schistosomatidae.
UUUCAAUUCACAAUUUCUUUUGACCUUCCAAAAGAAAAAUGGAUCUAAAAAUUACAAUGAAAUCUCAUAUAACAUUUUUACUAUACAUUAACUUAUUAAUUUUUUCAUGUUCAACUGAGAAAUAUUCUGAAAGAUCUAAUUAUCCUACUAAAACAACAGGUACUACAUCUACUAAUAGAGAAAAAUCUAAAAAAUCAUCUGAUUACAUUAUGUUAAAUGAUUCACCAACAUCAAAUGGAUAUAGUUUGUUGCGUAACGAUGUCAGUCGUCAGCAUUUACAUGUAUGGCGUGGACAUUCAUCACCAUUACUACAUGAACAUUUGCCUAUUUUACCACGCGCCCGAAAAGGUCAAGUAUGUCAAGUAGAAGUUGAAGAAUUUCAACCAUUAUUAUCAAUGGUUGGACACUUAGAACCUAAAAAAUUUGACUGUUCUUUUGCUAACGGAGAUGUCAUUUAUCGUCAUGAAGGGAAUCCACUUAUAAAUCAUGAUCAUGUACAAGUUACCAUUUUUUUCUUUCGUAAUAAUAAUUCAGUUGUACAAACUGUUGACAUCAUGAUCGAUAUCGAAGACCCACCAAUACAUUUAAACAAUAAUUAUGAGAUGAACAAUGUCACAAAUCAAAUUAUUCGUAAUAAUACCAAUAAUAAUACGAUGGAUAAUGAGAAAGAGUUAAAGAUGAAACAAGAUUCGUUAAUAAGUCCAAUACUACAAAGUAGAAUUGAACAACUGAAAGAGUUGACGGUUAAAAAUCUUCGAGCGACAAGUGAAAGUAUCAGUUCAGACAUAUUAAGGAUACGUUAUAAUUUAGAUAAUGAAGAAUGUCGUUUAGCUUAUGUUAGUCCAGAAUAUUUAAUAACAAGAGGACAAUUAACAAAUACUUCUGAUUGGUCAAUAUUAGGACGUUUAGGUGGUACUCAAACACCAAAACUUGGUUUACCAUUAACGUCAGGCAGUGCUGUUGGUGGAGUACGUAGAUGGCCAUUAUUUGGACAAAUUGUACAUUUUAAUCGGACAAUGGUUGAUUACAUUGAUAGAGAUUGUCAAGAGGCAUUGUUACAAGGUUACAGGUAUUUACAUCGUAGAGGUAACAGUUACGCAACAGAUUACAUACCAAUUCAAAUAACAAUAUGGAAUCGGAUGAAUGAUGGUUCAAGAGGUCAACAGAUAAUUGAAAGUAAAUUCUUGAAAGUGACAAUUUCAAAUGCACAAAAUAUGAAACCACCUGUACUAAGAGCAUUUCGACAAGUAAAUGUUACACAUAUAGGUGGUAGUUUAUCAAUUCUUCCACGUGAUAGUAUUAGUAUUCCAAGAGAUUCAAUUCCUGGUUGGGAAUAUUUAGAUAUAAAUAUGACAAGAAUGCAAGGUCCAUUACAAGCUCAAGUAGUUAAUCUACGUGAUCCAACACGACCAGUUACAAGUUUUCGUCUAGCUGAUCUUCGUCAAGGAUUAAUAGCAUUACAACUAUUGAAUUAUGCUGAAUCAUUAGUGAAGGUAUUCAUUAUUACAAUGACAGCAAUUGACCCAUAUUUUCAAAGUAGUCAACCAGUUAAUUUACGUAUUGCAACAUUUUUACAACCUGUAGUAGAUAUAAAUUCCUAUGUAUCAACAUCAAAUGCACCACCAUCAUUUCAAGUUUUCAGUUUACCGUUAUUUACAUAUACUGGUGCAAUUUCAUUAAUACAAAAGCAUAAUAUUCAAGUUGUUGGUUAUAUUGAUGAAAGUAUGAUUGUCUAUACUAUCAGAUCAAGGUUGAAUGAAGAGAUUAAUUUCAAUAAUAAAUUAGAAAUAAAUAAACCCCAAGGUCAACUACUAUUGGAUAGUCAGUCAGCAUAUGAUGUAAAUUUCGGUCCACCACAUAUUGCUUCUAUGAGUUUAGCAUACAUACAUAACGGUGAAUAUGAACCGACUGUUGAAAGAAUUCCAUUAUCGAUAACAAUUCCUAGUUUAAUUAAUUCACGUUCACGAAUAAAACGUGAACAAUUUUUACAAAACACUACUAUAGAUAAUGAUUAUUCCAGCGUAAGUAAUAAAAAUCAUUAUCAAAAUCAUGGAGAUUAUUUAAGAUUGAAUGAUCAUAGUAAACCGGGCAAAAAACAUAAAAGAACAGCACAAAGUUUGCCAGUUAUACAGUUAGAAUUAUCAAUAAGAAUUGUUCGAUUAUAUAAUAACAUUAACAAUGGUGCUUUAAAAUCAGGUAAUACAUUUCAUUUGCCUACAUUAUCAUCAGUAUGUUUUACAGCAGAAGACUUUCUUACCACAGAAGCAUUGAACGCUGCACGUCAAGAUAUGAUUAAUUUAGCAUUUGUUAUCAAAGUUGCACCUAGUCAAGGUGUACUAGUUCGAUUGCCAAUUGUGAAAAAUUUCACUACUUAUCAUUAUCUUCGUAAAAAUAGUCAAUACACUGGUAAUCAUAAUAAACAAUUAGAUAUGAAAUAUUUUACCGAUGAUGAAAUCCCAGUAGAUAAUGAUGAAAUGAUAAUGGUUGAACAACAGGAAUUAAUUGAAAAAUCACAAAUUGGUGUCAUUCUUUUAUCGGAUUUAGAAACAGGUGAAGUGUGCUACUUAAAUCAACGUCAUGAUCGUUCAACUGAUUUAAUGGGUAUUAAACAAAUUGGUCGAGUUGAUUUCCCAACGGUUUACAUGACUUUUGAAAUACAAUCUCCUAUACCUAUUGUAAUCGUUGAAAGAAUAGAUCCAAAUGUUGUGUUACGUGUACGUGAAACUGCUUCAUACAUUCCAUUAACAUCAUUACAUUUAAAUUAUGGCAUAGAAUGGAAUAUACCAUCACAAAGUUUUGAGCAAUACAACCAGUCAAUAAUUAAUAAUCUUGGACCAGAAAAUAUUGUUUAUACUAUACUUCAAACACCUCGAUUAAAACAUUUAGAAGAUAUAACAAAUAUGCAUAAACAUGCAUAUAUUGGAACACAUGAUGCUGGACGGUUAGUUAGUUUAUCAUCGAUUAUAUCUAGUACACAUGUUGGUGAUAUGAAAUUACAAGCUGGUUUAGCAAUUAAUCUACGUAAAGCUCAAGUACCAUGUGUUAUAAAAUUUACACAAAGACAAAUUGAUGAAAAUGAUAUUGUUUAUGUGCCACCAACUCAAGAUAUAGGAUAUACAGAUCAAGACAUAAUAAUACGUUAUACUGUUUCUGGUCCCGGUGGUUAUGAAUUAAAUAAUCGUGAAAUAAGAAUACAACUAGUAGCUGAAGAUAAUCAGAUACCACAAAUUAAAAUCAUCUCCCCUUUAAGAUUACAUCGUGAUGGUGAAUUAUUCAUUGAUUCAAGUGUGUUAUCAGUCAGUGAUUUAGAUACACCAGAAGACAAAUUAUUACUUCAAUUUGAACGUUUACCAAAAUAUGGUAAAAUUCUAUUAAAUCUUAUUCAAUCUACUCAAUAUCAUCAAAUAAAUGAAAAUUCAAAUAAAUCACAAUAUUUACCAGUUGUUAAAAAUCAAAAUAUUCCACUUAGUUUGUUUAAGAGCAGAAAAUUAAUUUAUCGACAAUCUGGUGACAAUGUCAAACAAGAUGAUUUCAUUAUAACAAUAACUGAUGGCAUUCAAACAUCCACACCGUUACAUGUACCGAUAGAAAUUAAACCAAGAAUAUUACAAGGUAACAAAUGGAAUCAAUUAGUCAAUAAUACAAUAUUAGUGAAAGAGAAUUCAAGUGUAACACUGACACCGUCUGUUUUCCCAACGGAUACAAUUGAUGUGAAUGCAUCACCAGCUGAUAUAUUGACUGCUUCCUCUACUGCACCACAAUACUUUGUUAUUGUAUUUCCAACAAAAGGCAAUUUAUUAAUAAAUCAUAAAAAUAAAGUAUCACAAUUUACAUAUAAAGAUAUUUUAGAAAAUCGUUUAACUUAUCGUCAUGGUCCAGCUGAAAUCGGUGUUAAAGGAGCUUAUGAUUUUGUAAGAAUAUGGGAUUUCAGUGCUGGUGAAACGUUCAGUUUAAAUUUCACAUUAAUGCCAGUGAAUAGUCAACCGCCAGUACUAAAAAGUGAAACAUUAUUACAGGUUAAAGAAGGUGAUAGAGUUGAAAUUACGCCAUAUGCCCUGUAUGCUACAGAUCCAGAUACGAAUGAAUGCGAUAUACAAUUACACGUGAUACAUACACCGAAAUGGGGUCAUAUCGAAUUGGUGAAGAAGUUUAUUCAUGCUCAACAACAGAAUUUCUCCACCAAAGAUUCAUUGUCCAGUGAAUUCGACGAUACGGAUUCAAUAAAUAUUGAACAAAAUUUAGAUGAAAAAUUAACCAAAGAGCAUAUUUUAAGUUUUAAUAUGCAAAAUAUACGUGACGGUUUAAUAUAUUAUGUAAAUUCCAUACAUGGCAAUGGUCAAGAAUCAAUUGAAGAUAUAUUUAGUAUAAAAGCAUUUGACGGUACUUAUUAUUCACCGAAAACAAUUGAAAUUAAAAUAGCCAUCCAACCAACCAACGAUGAAAUACCAGAUGUUCGCUUACUGAAAUAUUUUUCUGUACCAAUGAAUACAAGAAAAGUUUUAACACCAUAUUUAUUUAGUGUUAGUGAUAUGGAUGUACCGAGAGAUAUGUUACAAAUACGUUUUACUGAAUUGCCAAUUUAUGGCAGCUUAUCAGUUUAUUGGCAACAUGGUGAAAAGUACAUUAUUACACCUCAUAGUAAUCCAAUUACUGAAUCAUAUUUAGGUAUGUUAAAUCUACUUUAUUUACAAAAUGGUUCAUUAAUAAAACCAACAACAAUAAGUCAACCAUAUUCUUCAUCAAUUAUUACAAUAGAUCGAUUUAGUGUGGUAGUAUCUGAUGGUAAGCAUACAGUAGAACGUCAAGCACAUGUUCUAAUUAGACCAAUGAAUCAAUAUCCACCAGAAAUGUAUAUAGAUAGUGAUCAAAUAAAUAAUGAUGGAAUGAUAUUGGAUGGUCAACAAUGGACACGAUUAGAUUCUAAACCUGGUGGUCUUAUUAUUAAAGAUAUCGAUACAUCAGAAGAUGAUUUAAUUAUAACAAUAUUGGAAAAACCAAAAUAUGGUGUAAUCCAACGUUUACCACGUAUGUUACCUACAGAUGGUAUAGUUGAUAAUUUAGAUUUAAUUGAAGAAGCAUGGGAUAUUGAAGAGAUGAAAGCUGGUGAUGAUUUACAAGCAUUAGCACAAUUAUCAGUUGCAGGAAGUAUUGGUGGACCGAAAACAGUUAAAAUACUAGAUCGUGGUGAUCAAUUUACAAAACGUCAAAUUACUAGUGGUCGAAUCCAUUACCUUUACACAGGUCAGUAUGAAGAUCAAUAUCUUACUGAUUCAUGUUUAAUUCGUUUAUCUGAUGGACAAUAUUCAACUGAUCCUAUUUUUCUACGUUUUCAUGUACGUCGAGUAAAUGGAAUGAAUGGAGGAUUAAGUCAUUCAUCAUUGCCUUACCUUCCUAUUACUAAUCUACAACCUUUACGUCCAUUAGAAUAUCCAGAGAUGAAAAGUACAACUAAUGAAGAAAAUGACGGAGAAGUAAAUCAAAUGCAUCAAGACGAUGCUUUAGACACAAUAUCAGAUUCCUUUAAUACUGUGAUAAUAAAGGCGACAAUCAAUAGGUUUACAUUUAUUCAACAUAAAGAUAUUCAGUCAGACAAAAUAAACGAUAAUCAAAUUAAAAUAACAUUUAAUUCAAAUGCUGAUAGUUUUAUCCCUUCAUGUGGAUUGCUAGCACGUACAUCAGCACCACUGAAAAGCAUUAUAGAAUUCACUGAUGAUGAAGUUAAAAAUCAUCAGAUUGUUUUUUAUGCUUUGAACUGUGAAAGUUAUCUUAACAAAAACUUUCAAAUAGAUUUUAAACUAGCCACUUCAUCAGGAGACUAUUUAGGUCAGAAAUCAAUAAUGGUGUUGAUUCAAAAAAAUAAACGUGAUCUACCUGAAUUAGAAACUUAUUCUGAACUGAUUAUCUUGCCUUAUACAGAUACGUUAGUUAGAACAAGUCACUUAUCUUUCAAGGACAAAGACACUAAUCCCAACCAUUUAAUUUAUGCGGUAACAGAACACGGUAAACAAAAUAAACAAUAUGGUCAACUGAUCAAUGCUCAAAACGAAACAAUCAAAUGUUUUACUCAGUCACAAAUCAAUUCACGUCAAAUUUUGUUCAGCUCAUAUACACAAGGAAAUCUAUCAUUUUCAAUUCAUCUACACAUAUUUGAUGCUGGUGAUAUAGGAAAAAUCAAUAACUUUAAUCAGUUAUGUCAUGACAUUCUACAUUCAUACAGUUCGGUAAAUGAAGCAAAUACUGAAGAUAAUAUAAAUCCAUUCUUCGAAAGAAUGGUAUAUAGAAUCAAGCAAAAUCAAACAAACACCAUCACUUCAAACGAACCGCUUAAAUUGAAAGUUCAAUAUAAAAAUUUCGAAAAUUUAAACAAGAGCAAUAAUUUAUUAAUUAAUAACGCUCCAAAACCUGAAACUUUAGAAACUAUUCUCCCAGGACAUGUAGGAUUCUAUUUAGACAGUGAAAAUAUUUAUACAUUAAAUCCAUGGAUAAAAUUCAAAAUAUUAAAUCAUGAAAAAAUGAAUUGUGAAUUAUUUAAUAAGAUCGAAAAUAAAUCAGUACAAGACUAUUUCUAUCAAAAUGAUUUAAAUAGACGUAAAUUAGUAGUUCUUUUAUUAAAAGAUAAAAAUAAAUUUAAAAAGUCAAGAAAAAAGCUAUCACCUUCCUCAAGUGAUACAGUAUGUCAUAUACAUUAUGAACUUCACGAUGUGAACGAAUCGGCUGAAAGGAAAAGACAUAGUUUGGAAUUAAGCUGGAUUAAACUUGGCUUUGAUCAUAAAGUGUACACAGUCUGUCCAGAAAGAGGUCUCUUAACAUUAACCGUCAUACGAAAGGGUGCAAAGCAAGCGUUACAAUCAACUUUAACAGAUGUCUACGUCGGACUUUCAUCUGAUACAGCGAUCGAAGGAAAAGAUUUCAGUCUACAUUCACAAAAACUAAUUGUUUUUCAGAAAGGUGAACUUAAAAAAAAUGUAUUAAUACGUUUCCAUCCAACUAUAAGAGAUUUCAAACAACAAAAGUUACGAUUUUACGUCGAUCUUAAAUUACCAACAGGAGCUAUUUUGGAUCGAAAACGUAGAGCUGAAGUAAUUGUACAUGAUUUCCAUGGAAAAUGUGAAUCAAAAUCAUACUAUGCGCCAGUAAAACUAGAACAGAGAACUAAACUAGUGAACAACCCUGUAAAACGAGAUGUCACACGUGUCACUCACUCAAAUCUAAAUAAAUUACAGAACAAUCCGAUUUAUUUAUCUAAUGUACAUACGAAUAAUGAUAAAUACAAUGAUUAUUUGACUGACUUUUAUUGGCAAUCAAAUCAACAAUACAAAAUGGAGAAUGAUGCAGUCAAAAGUCAUAUUAGCUUAACUGACUGGCUUGCAACAAAUGAUCUACCAGAUUCUAAAACAUUAAGUGCAUCCUAUGAAAAUUACAUGCACUCAAAUGCGCAUAAAAUACAUUGUUUAGAUGGAUGGAAAUUUUAUCAACAUCGUUGUUACCGGCUCUAUGAAAACAAAGAAAUGACUUGGGAAGAAGCACGAAAUUAUUGUGAACUGCAAGAUGGCUUUUUAACUAGUAUUACAGAUGAAUCAAAUUUGAAAUGGUUGACUGAAACGUUUCAAAUACGUAAUCCAUUUUGGAUAGGUCUUCAUCAAAAACAAUCACGUGGUUCAUGGGUUUGGCAUAAUUUUGAACACGUUGGCUUUGCAAAAUGGGAUAGAGGAUACCCAGUUAGUACAAAAUGGCGAUCAACUAAUAAACAUAUAAAACGUAAGCGUCACCAAUCACAACAACAAAAAAAUCACAGAGGACCCAAAGCCUGUGUACUUGCAACUUCUUAUUUACACUGGCAAAAUCGAUUUUGCAACCGAAUCAUCAAAGGUGUGAAUUUUAUAUGCAUGAAGAAUCCUGAAAUAUUCUAAGUGAGAAAAGAACAUAACAGUGAUGUUAAUAGAAAUAUCUGAUUGAUUUGUUCAAUGAAAAAAGCCUCUCGCUAUAUUCCUUCUCAUAUCUUAUGACAGAUAUCUCUAUUGGCUAUAAUUAUUUUACAACAUAAUAUAAACUUUAAUAUCAACAUUAUAAUGAAUUUCACAGGUAGCCUGUCAAAUUUUAUGAUUGUUAUCAAUACUGCUACUUAUUAUUCGAAAACAAAUAGUAGAAACUACUCUAAUUUAAGAAUAUCCAUAUAAACCCAUAACACAGACAUUUCUAUAAAUAUGUAUUCACGGGAAAGUAAAUACUCCCGUAAAUGGAGUACCCACGGGCAAAACAACUGAUACAAGAAAAUUUCAAAAGCAUUUGUUUCGCUUACGACUUUCUUAGGAUUCCUAUGCACGUUAACUCCUUUUUUCUAUUCCAACGCUAUGUAGAACUGUAAUUCGUCACUUCAUUUUUCAUUAAAAAUUGUAAACUUUGUGCUAUACAUACAUUUUGGACAUUUCUAUUUUGUGUUUCCUAUUUACGAUUUGAACGCACUUAUAAAUAGAUAGGUGACGGCUUUAUGUACUGAAAAUCUUUAGAGAUCCAAUAACUGUCGAGGAAUAUAUCCAGAUGUGGUGAUUUCUAAGUACUGAGUGGUGAUAAACGUUUAACUCUUUAUGCUUUGCUAUUUAUUUGAAGAGUUACCGUUUAUGGUAAACAGCUUAUUCCAAUCCCAUACCAACUAACUUCCACAAUGUCUUGUUCUAAAUAUUAUCAACCAAUAAUCAUCGCCCAACUUUUAAUGACAAACUACAAACUCUAUGUUGAUAUCAACUUACAAAAACCUCUGAUCUACAGCCAAGUUAUUCACCAGAAUGAUAUCAGUAGAAGAGUAGGCAAUAUGGUAAAGUUAUCAAUAUGAAACUCAAGAGGUUUAUGAAAAUAAGCCUGACAUUAGAAGUACAACUUAAUCAAAAACUUCCAAAUCUAAUGGUCAUUAGGGUCGUCUUCGCUUAGAACAGAGAAGAUCGUACUUAUGUACAUAAGCUCAGGUUGCCAUACCACGUUAACACAGAGACGAAAACGUCAGUCCGAAUCCAACAGUGGUGGAGAUAGUACAAGUAUUAGCAGUAAUAAAACGAUUUGUGACGGAUGAUAUAAUUCAAGAACUAAAUUUCAAUGAGAUAAAUUUAGGAGAAAGAUAGAAGUGACGAGGAAUUCAGGUGGUGAGAAUAUAAGAGAACACAAAGAUUAGAUGCACCUGCGCCACUGCAAACGAUUUUGAUUCAUGUAGUUCAAGGCCAUCUACCGCGAGACGAAACUCAACAACGGAUAGAAACCUUG